AUGAAACAAAGCGAUCCAUCCGCCAGUGACAAAUUGACGACUGGCUCCGAAGCCCAAAAGGAUUGGACAACAUGGAUCCAGGAGGAGUCAUGGCGUCGCGCCGCAUUCUUCGCCCUUUGCAUGGAUGCACAACAUGCAUGCCUUUUUGGACACAGUCCAGUGCUCUCUGUCAGCGACAUGAGGAUGUCAUUACCAUGCAAAGAAGCAUUAUGGGAAUGUUCAACUCCACAAGCAUGGAGCCAAAUGCUGCAAUCUGGCAAUUUGAAACACCCUGUGGAUUUUCUCUCAACGCUGAGAGUUAUACUGAAAGAAUCCAUCAUGCCGAGUGCUUAUAGCGAGUAUGCCAGAUUCAUCAUAUUACAUGGGCUAAUCUGCCUUCAAGCUCAUUUACAAAGGACGCCACCAUUAACACUCGGUAUCGAACAUUCCGAGUCCGGUUCAACUGGGGAAGGCGAAGGAAACCAAGAAUCUGCGCCCGAAAAAAUUCCAUCUUGGAAGAAUGAGAUGAGCCGGGCUUUGAGCGCCUGGUCAAACUGUCUCCUCGCAUUGCAACCAUCGCUUUGCCUUAUCGCAGCGGGCCCACUGUAUCGGAUGGCUCAAAUUACUUUGCAUGUCAAAGUGACCGAUUUACUCACACUAGCGAAGGAGUACAACCAUGUGGCCGGUCUUCAGACAAGUGAAAACUACACACAGGCAAGAGCUCGCUUGUAUGCAUGGGCAUCGAGUGAUUCAGCGCGCGAAGCAGUUAGAUUCUCACUAUUACUUGUGCGCGAAACCAUGUUCGCCGGUCAGCCGUAUCGAGCUCAGGAAGAUCGUAUCGCUCCUCGGCCUUGGUGUUUGUAUAUUGCUGUGCUGACUCUAUGGGCCUUUGGAGAGAUGAGACAAGACACUUGCUCCUCUAAGCAAGAUAAUUUCAGGGAGGCAACCGCCGAGGAAUAUAUGAUCCAGAUGACACAGGCAUUGGAGAGAGACUUGAAGGACCCUAUUCAGGUAAAUGACGUGGUGGGAUUGCUGGGUGCAACUCGUGAUGCGCUGGCAAAUUGUCGAUGGGAGUUAUUGCAGGAAGCGUGUCAGGUUCUUGAGAAUUUACGCCUCUCACAUAAUAUUCAAGAAUGA
Molecule: messenger RNA, 1116 nt
Organism: Penicillium malachiteum
Lineage: Eukaryota; Fungi; Ascomycota; Eurotiomycetes; Eurotiales; Aspergillaceae
Exons: 1
Coding region: 1-1116 (371 amino acids)
Biological process (GO): DNA-templated transcription; regulation of transcription by RNA polymerase II
Cellular component (GO): chromatin
Molecular function (GO): DNA-binding transcription factor activity, RNA polymerase II-specific; RNA polymerase II cis-regulatory region sequence-specific DNA binding; zinc ion binding
Source: RefSeq, a predicted model, not a curated record